AUCCCUUUAAGACCUUUAGGUGCUUUCAGUACUGGAUCCUCCCGGUCAAAGCCUCCUCUUAAGUUCUGCAAGACAAUGGUACUUUCCCCAACGGACCCAUCAAGGAUGGAUAAGGACAAGAACAACAAAAUAUUAAACUUCACCCUGGAGAUCAUCUACCUGCUGACCGGAGAGGAUUACACCAUAGUUAAGAAGACAUCUGGUGAACGUGUGAACCCCAGUAGUCCUACUGAUGACUCAGAAGGAUACAGCAAAGUCCAGAUUCCCAUCAAGCUGUCACCAUCUCACUCGAUAAUACAUGACAAAGAAAAUGAGCAGAAGCUCCUGGAACUUACCAACAAGAUCAUUGAGCUCCUUACUGGGGAGGGAGAAGAAUAUUUUGAAGGACACAAUGAUGUGUCUCAUCAGGUCAUCAUGGAGGACCACCAGGAUCCCACAUCACCAGAUGGAUCCAGUAAUAAAAAUACACCAGAAAGAUGUCCCAGUCCCCAUUAUUCCCAGGAUUGUCCAGGGGAAAAUGACCCAGAUGACAACCAGGAAGAGGAAGCUGAGGUUUUAAAAAAAACCAAGAUCUGCUCUGUUGAUAACAUUUAUUUUAUUAAUGUUGAUGACGCGGAGGAAGAGCAGAUGUAUGUCGUGAAUGAUUAUCAGGAGGAGAAUGAGGGGAAAAUUCCUGCACCUGACAUAUCGGAAUCGGUAAGGAGAUAUACAUGUGAGCUUUGCUGCAAAUCUUUUACUCGGAAAUCGCACCUUGUUGAACAUCAAAAAACCCACACUGGGGAGAAGCCGUUCAUAUGUUCUGAAUGUGGGGACUGUUUUACACUUAAGGGAAACCUUGAGAGACAUAAGAGAAUACACAGAGAUGAAAGGCCAUUUCAGUGUUUAGAUUGUGGGAAAUCAUUUUUUCAGAAAUCGGAUCUUGUUGAACAUCAGAGAAUUCACACGGGGGAAAAGCCGUAUCCAUGUGUAGUAUGUGGGAAAUGCUUUAUCAAAAAAUCAGCCCUUGUGAAACAUCAGAGGACUCACACAGCAGAGAAGCCAUUUUCUUGUACAGAAUGUGGGAAGCGUUUUAGCCAGAAUACAGGGCUUGUAGAACAUCAAAAAAUUCAUAGAAAUGAGAGACCGUUUUCGUGUUCAUAUUGUGGGAAAAGUUUUACCCAGAAAGGAGGCCUCGCUGAACAUCAGAGGAUUCACACAGGAGAGAACCUUUUUUCGUGUUCCCAAUGUGGCAAAUCAUUUACUAAGAAUUCAGCUCUAAUUAUUCAUCAGAGAUUUCAUACGGGAGAGAAGCCAUUUAUGUGCUUAGUAUGUGAGAAAGGCUUUACCCAGAAGUCAGAUCUUGUGAAACAUCUUCGAAUCCACUCAGGAGAGAAGCCGUAUGCAUGUUCAGUGUGUGCAAAGCGAUUUACCCAGAAACCAGAUCUUAUUGAACAUGAGAGAAUUCACACAGGGGAGAAGCCAUAUUCAUGUUCACAAUGUGGAAGAUGUUUUACCCACAGAUCAAACUUUGUAAAACAUCAAGUUAUUCACUCUCAGUUCAGUGCGAAGUCACAGGCUGCAGUAGAAAAAACCUUGAUCUCCCAUACCCCUAUUUUAAACUUUGAUUCAAAGAAUGAAGAUAAAUCUUAAGAUAAUAGGUAUGAACAUUUUGAAGAACUGUGUGGAGUUGCUUUGCAAUCCUGUCUUCAUGGUCACAUCAGGACCUAAGGCUUCUGAGUCUACUCCGUGUUUGGACCCUGUAGUGCUUAUAAUGUUUUGAUAAUACUGAAAUGGGUAGCAAAUAUCAGAGAGACACCCCUAUUUAUUAGGUAGUGGAGGUACGCUCCUGUCUCUGCUUUAAAAGAAGAUAUACUUCAUUACCAUUAUUUUAAAGGCAUUCGCCAGUUUUGAGGUAAAGUGCAUUCUUUUUUUAAUCAUUUUCAAGAUUUCCACUUACAGUUGGUGACUGGAAACCCCUGCUGUAUCUGCUGAUUAACCCUUCACAUACCGCGGUCAGCGCUGACGGCGGCACGUGCAGAGAUUACAGAGGGAGGGGGCUCCCUUGACUUCAUCGGCCCCCCAUGCUGCGGUGAUAGGGGGCCAAUGGUUGUUAUGGCAGCCCCGAUGUCUUACACAGGCUUCGGAGCCUGUCAGCUAUGGAAGCCCAGGAGAUCCAGCCCCCAAGGCUGGGUAUCCUAGGCACCUGUCAGCGUCUUACUGUGUAAGACGCUGACAGUUCAAUUCAGUGCAAUACAGAAUGUACAAAAAUAAAAAUGUGUUUUUUAAUAAUAAAAUUAAUUUU
Messenger RNA from Bufo bufo (common toad), 2281 nucleotides. Its product is annotated as zinc finger protein OZF-like. The record is from RefSeq and is a predicted model, not a curated record. Gene Ontology annotation, biological process: regulation of transcription by RNA polymerase II. Gene Ontology annotation, molecular function: RNA polymerase II cis-regulatory region sequence-specific DNA binding; DNA-binding transcription factor activity. The coding region runs from base 76 to 1629 and encodes 517 amino acids. Lineage: Eukaryota; Metazoa; Chordata; Amphibia; Anura; Bufonidae. The transcript is spliced from 7 exons.